AUGCAUGAGAUCAACCUGCUUCUGAAGCAGCUGGUUGAAGACGAGUAUCUGGUUCUUCAACAUCAGUCUUACGUGAUAUGCCUUGAAAAAUUCUCUGUUCUCUUCUUCAAGCUUUUGCCAAACUGGAAGUGCGGUAAAGUCAGGCAACAAGACAGAAAAGAUAAAUCGGGUACAAAAACCUAAUAAAUACAAUAACUAUAAAGGUACAAUUCACUGCAGAACGUUUUUGUGAUCAGUAAUUGGUAACCUACUCUUGAUAAAGGUGAGAUCGACUAGUUAUAAAAAUGUUCUAAGCCAAAUUUCUCUCUUUUUUUUGCUUAGUUUGCCGUUCAAGUUUAAAGAGUGCGAACAGUGAACUGUACAAAAUUGAGGCGUAGAAUGGCGUUCAAGAUUAAAUUAUGAAGCUCUCUAAAUGUUAGUAAAUGACAUUUCACGAUUUUGAAAACACUGAAGUUUAAAGUAUGAAAUGUAAGACUCAUAUAUUUAGCCUAUUAUGUUAUUGUUAUCGUAGUGGAAAUAUAAAGAGAAAAAUGACAUGAAUCAAACAUUUACCAUUUGAGCGUGGAAAAUGUGACAAUUUUAUGGUCCAAAGGAAUGUCUAUGAGGAAAUGUUUAUGAUUAAGGGAAUUUAAACUUUUGGGCCUACCUAAAUUAGAAAUGAAUGAGUAUUUCUGAACAUGGUACGAUGACCACAAUGACAUCAGAGGUGGAGUGAGUGUUGAAAACGGGCCAGCUCAGGAGUAUUGAAUGAUGUGAUUAGCAUGUCAGGAAAGAAGUGAAGAUCGGAUGUGGCGGGGUGGGAGAUGAAAAGAGUCAGAACAAGUACAAAAUGACUCAACAGAGGGGUGACAAAAGAAUGGGAAGAGGAACAUCAUCAAGAGAGGGGAAAUAUAAACACAUUGUGACGUAGACAAUUUAAAGAAAUGAAAACAGACCCAAUUACAUCGGGAAAAAAUAUUUAAAACAAGAGAAAGCGUGCAAAAAAAUACGAGAAGAAUCUACACGUUGAAGAAGAGAACAACAUUUAACAUGCUAGAAGAGAAAUGAUUCUAGGAAAUACGUUGAAGGAUUACCAAGUUCAGUAAAACCAGGCUCGAUUCUUGCAUUAUGCUCAAGAGUCUCCACAACCUCUUUCUGAUUCAUGUACAAUUGCAAACAUCGUUCUAUAAGGUUUUGUACCUAACAGUCACAUUUAGAAACAUUAGGACAGCUCGAAAAAUGCAAAAAGUAAAUAUUGCAUUUUAUAAUUAUUUUUUAAAUUAAAAAAGAAACGCCAGUGAUUUAUGCCAUCUGUAGCUAUAGAACCAAAGCUCCUAAAUAUGCAUUACGCAGGAAAUUUGAAACCAGAAUAGGAAAAAUGUAGAAACAAGCUAUAUGUCUUCUAAGUGACAUUUACAGGGACAAAAAAAAGGUUAUAUGGUCAUUUAUAAUAUUUAUAAAUUGACCCAAACGGACUUUUGAAAACGGCCAAAAGCAGUCAGAUUUUACUGUUGGAGGACUAAAUUAUCACAUAGAAAAAUAAAUCAAAAGAAGUUAAUUUCACUGGAGAAAAAUAGAAUAAGAAAGAGGGAAGGUUUUAAGACUUGUCCUGAAGGAUCAUGAGAUUUGUAUCAUAAAAUGACCACCAUUAUCCUCAACUAUUCGAUGAUGGAAUAGUUGGAUGGUUCCAUCGCAGAAAGAUUUGACAGAGUCGAACUGCCUUCUUGGUGUCAAUCACUCUGUCAGUACCUUAAGGUACGUUGAAACGUUGUAGUUAUGACAAAAGUCCGCUGAGGAACUGUAGAAAGCUAGAACACAAGUUAUGUAGUUUUGAAGAUUGCCCUCCGGAACAGCCCUGGGGCAAUCCCACAGACUGUGAAAAAAGCCUAAAAGAAGAGGGAAGGAGGAAAGUUUGAUACACUAACAUGUGAUCUUUUGUGGUUGAUUAAACUAGCAUAAAAAAUAUUCAUAGUUUCUUCAUUCUCUUAAAGUUUAUAUUUUUCCGUGUUCAGCAUGUUUUGAAGAUUCCUAAAGCAGCCAUAUAUAUAGGACAGAAGAGAAGCUAGAUAGAAUUAAGAAAGAAAAAGGUCACAAAAGAAUUGAUGGUUGUGUUGAAUGGGUCCUGUUUGAGUGUAAUUAUCUACGAAAUUAAAAUAGUUAAUGAGUAUGCCAAUGUCCCGGGCUGGAUUUAAGAGAUGAACGUUUAAAUUUCCGGAUUUUGAAUUAAGAGAAUAUUGAGAAAAGAAAUGGCUAUUUCUUUUGCCAGUCGGCUAAAGUAAGUACACUGUUUCAUUGGGACUCCAUCAAGUGGAAUCUUCAAAGGGCAAUGGGCCUGGCUGAGGGUCAAAUGAGUGGUCUGGGCAAGGUAUAGACAAUAUAGGUGUUAAAAGAAAAAAAGAAGGGAAAAUAGGUCUAUCAGUUUCAGAGGAAAUAGAGAAAUUAAAGAGCCAUCGAUUUCUUAUUUUUCUCAAUGAGAACAGGACCGGAAAAUGAAAACAAUACAGGAGCUAAUAUUAAAAACAAGCUGGCAGCAGGGCAGGUGGAGUUUGGAUGAGAUGGUGACUCGAACACCCUCUCCUAUGUGUACUAGGAGUGAUUAGGUUCUCUGGCACAAAAACUCCUGCCUCCUUAGUAACAGGAGAGUGUCCUAUAUCUGAUUCCUCGUGGGGAGUCUGAUCUCCCUUCAAAGUAG
Molecule: messenger RNA, 2671 nt
Organism: Spirodela intermedia
Lineage: Eukaryota; Viridiplantae; Streptophyta; Magnoliopsida; Alismatales; Araceae
Source: the annotation of a GenBank genome assembly